UGGGAGGUUGUAGGUUGCGAGUGUAUCGAUCCUGUGCCGAUGAUCGAUGAAGACGAUGAACUUGAUAUCCUGCGGGUCAGAGAUACGGCCACGUGUGGGACAUACAUAUUUGACCUCGGGAAGCGUUCGCCCCAAGGCUCCGAUUAUUGCAGAGCGGUGCUUUUUGCCAGACAACAGUUGCUCCAGGAGAUUGUGAAGAACAGUUACAACAUUUUACUUUUGGAAAGCUGGACACUAAUCCUUUAUCGCAAAGGAAAGUCGCAUCGUAUAGAAGUGCAAUAUGCGGGGCGACCGGCACACGUGUCAGGUAAAGCGCCACCGUUUCGCCCUCCACCGUUCAUGGCCGUCUUGGAGUCGCAGCAUCUUUUUUCGUAA
Molecule: messenger RNA, 375 nt
Organism: Suillus subalutaceus
Lineage: Eukaryota; Fungi; Basidiomycota; Agaricomycetes; Boletales; Suillaceae
Exons: 3
Source: RefSeq, a predicted model, not a curated record